Messenger RNA from Trifolium pratense (red clover), 2515 nucleotides. RefSeq names its product LEAF RUST 10 DISEASE-RESISTANCE LOCUS RECEPTOR-LIKE PROTEIN KINASE-like 1.1. Gene Ontology annotation, biological process: protein phosphorylation. Gene Ontology annotation, molecular function: protein kinase activity; ATP binding. Lineage: Eukaryota; Viridiplantae; Streptophyta; Magnoliopsida; Fabales; Fabaceae. The transcript has 4 exons. The record is from RefSeq and is a predicted model, not a curated record. Bases 395 to 2374 code for a protein of 659 amino acids.
GUAAGUCUCAGAGGAAGUAGAGUAAAAUUGAGUUGAAAUGAGAUGGAUGUUACGGAAGAAAGAGGCCAAGGACCAAACAACACAGAAAAUCCAGAUACGUGGCACAGGGGGUCAGGGAUUGGUCACCUUAAUUCUCAGUUUGGAUUGAUAUAAUGGAAUUCUUUGGGCGAGGACUUGCCCUUCUUGCAAGACAACCCUUUUCACUAGCUAUAGUCUUUCUUAUGUUGUCAUAUUCUAAGUCAACUUGCGCAUCAGGCGGUUCAAUAGGGAUAUAUUUAUUGUGGAAAAGUUUAAGAGUGAAGUACAGCACACUCUCUUUAGAGAAUCAUACUUAUAAAGGGGAGAUUUUCUUGCACUUUUGCUUAUUUUCCAUUAAUAUCAUUGAUUCCUUAUCAUGGCCUUACAAUUCAAAAUGACCCCCCUUUUCAUUUUCAAAUCAUUAAUAUUCUUCCAGUUUCUGCUUGUUUCAGGUCAAGAUGGAAUAUGUCCAACCUCUUUUAGUUGUGGAUAUCUUGGCAAUAUUACCUUUCCUUUCACGAUUAAACAACACCCUCACUGUGGCUUAUUGACCAUAAGUGGUUGUGAUAACAAAAAUAUAUCUGCUCCCAAAACCAUCCAACUAGGCAAGACGCCAUCAAAACAGUUUAUUAGUGUUAUAUCCGUGGAUGGUGAUAUCAUUUCGGUCUCAGAUGAAGCUCAACGAAAGAAUUUGUUAUCCAAAAAAUGCCAAGCCUUUCGCAAUUAUACUCUUCCUCCCAAAUCUCUUUUAGGUUCUUUCUAUAUCAAAUAUAAUAUAACUAUGUUCAAAUGCAACCACUCCCUUAGUGUCACCCCUCCCAAAUUAUUUGUCAAAUAUACAAACACAAACUGUUCCGGUUAUAAUAUCUACUAUGACCCUCAAAAUGCUGAUAUACCUCCUGGUUUCAAAGUACCAAGCUCUUUGGCAAAGUGUACAAUGUUUCAGGUUGCAAUAAGAGACAUCCCUACUUCUCACCCCUUUGAUUUCCUAUCUUCUGAUAUCGCAAUUGAAGUACAAUUAUCUGAUGAUUGUAAUAAAUGUUUUCGUCAUCGAGGAGGCCGAUGUCAACUUGACAUUCACGGAAAGUUCCUUUGUGCCCAAGUUGCAGAGGAUAAAAGAUUGGCUCGGAAGUUAGGGCUUGGCAUUGGACUCCUUGUUGUCAUUAUUAUAACUGGGUUGCUGAUUAUAUGGCGCUGCAAGCGACGCGUUCCUGAGUUCUACUCAAAGAAAUACACAGAGAGUGACAGUGUCUACCAUGGGGUACCAGUCUUUUCCUUUAAGGAUCUUGAAGUAGCAACAAAAAAAUUUGACAGUUCAAGAGAACUUGGAGAAGGAGGAUUUGGAACUGUUUAUUAUGGAAAACUUAAAGAUGGACGUGAAGUUGCUGUGAAGCGCCUAUAUCAGCACAACUUUAAACGAGUUGAACAGUUCAUGAAUGAAAUCAAGAUCCUCACUCGGUUGCGGCACAGAAAUCUAGUGUCUCUCUAUGGCUGCACUUCACAUCAAAGUCAUGAGCUAUUGCUUGUUUAUGAAUACAUUUCAAAUGGAACUGUUGCCAGUCAUCUGCGUCGUGAGUCUGGUUUUUUGCCGUGGCAUAUCCGAAUGAAAGUUGCCUUAGAGACUGCUACUGCUUUGGCUUAUCUCCAUGCUUCUGAAAUCAUUCACCGUGAUGUGAAAACAAACAAUAUUCUUCUUGACAACACCUUUUGCAUUAAAGUUGCUGAUUUUGGACUGUCAAAACUGUUCCCAAAUGAUGUCACACACGUCUCCACAGCUCCACAAGGAACCCCGGGCUAUAUGGAUCCGGAAUAUCAUCAAUGCUACAGGCUUACAAGCAAGAGCGAUGUUUACAGCUUCGGGGUUGUGCUUGUUGAGCUGAUAUCAUCUAUGCCAGCAGUUGAUAUGACCAGAGAUAAGGAUGAGAUAAACUUGGCAAAUUUAGCAGUAAGGAAAAUUCAAAAAAGUGCAAUCCAUGAGCUGGUGGAUCCUUCCCUUGGUUUUGAGUCAGAUAAUGAUGUUAAAAAGAAAAUAGUUUCAAUAGCAGAAUUGGCAUUUCAGUGUUUGCAACGGGAUAAGGAAUUGAGGCCUUCAAUGGAUGAGGUUUUGGAGGUGAUAAGGAGAAUUGAUAGUGGGAGUGGUAGGGAUGAGUUUGGACAUGUAGAGGAAGUAAUAGACAGUGGAGCAAGGAUAUCAUGUAUCGAUGUGCGUUCACUGUCACCGUCUUCACCCGACCAUAUUGAGGUGAAAUUGUUGAAGAAUAAAAAGUUAACACCUUCUCCUAAGUCUGUGUCAGAAAAAUGGGAUAGUGAAUCCACUACUUCAAAUGCCAGUGGUCAAUCGGCAAGCCGAAUGUAAUAUGACACUUGUAACUUAAACCUUUUAUAUUUCUGAAGACCAUGAUAAAUAUUUCAUCAACACUUGUGUUAGGGUUAUGAUUGUAAAUUCUAUUUGCAGAUUCAAAGAUUAGCCAAAAGCUUAUGCAUAUUCUGUUAGUAA